CAUGUUAGUGCAAGUCAUUCCAAGGCAAGUUGGAGUUUGUUUGAAGGUAUUUGUUCAGAAAGGUUUUAGAUUUUGAAGCCGAUCUAUCCAAAAAUAUGUUUCAUACCAGCACACAACGAAAGCACUGGACAUUCAGUAGUCCAGAAGAAAUAGAAAACUUAAGAGUUAGCGUUAAUUCCGAGUAUAAAACGCGCUACAAUGAGAGCAUUACUAAAAAGAAUGUAGACGACUUUCUAACAACUGAAGAAGAAAAAAAGCUGGUUGAGUACUACGAGGUAGUUUUGACCGAUGUCUCGGCAAAAUUCCAGCCUCCAAUCCCUUGGUCUGCAGUGGCUACAGCAGUGACUUACAUGAAAAGGUUUUAUCUCAAGACAUCUGUGAUGGACUAUCCACCGAAGGAGAUGUAUUUGAUCUGUUUGUAUAUGGCCUGCAAAGUGGAUGAAUACAACAUCUCGGCUGAGAAAUUCGUCUGCAUCUUGCCUGGUGAUCGGAGAGAAAAAGCCAUUGAUUUCAUUCUUUCGCACGAGUUGCUUCUAAUGCAGCGCUUGGACUUUCAUCUAACAGUACACAACCCCUAUAGGCCAAUGGAGGGAUUUAUAAUUGACAUGAAAACUAGGAUGUCAAUCAACCCUGACAGAUGGCGCGCCAAGGCAGAUGAGUUUCUUCACUUGGCCUUACGAAGUGAUGCAUGGUUUUUGUUCUCGCCAUCACAGAUAGGACUUGCUGCUCUUAGUUAUGGUUGUGAGAAAGCCGAAGUUAACAGAUAUGUCAAAGAAAUUCUUGGGAACAAUGAGAAAAAUGCAAAAUUAUUGCAACAAGUAAAGCAAGUAAUUAGUCUAGUAACCAAGGAAAGGUUGCUUGUGGGUAAAGAUCAGGUAAAGAUGCUUGAAAAAAAACUCAACACUUGCAGAAAUCCUGAAAAUAUUCAUCCCGAUGCAAAAUUUUCAAAGAAAAUAAAAUCAUACAAGCAAAAUGAGGAGACUGAAAUGGAUACAAGUUGAUGCAAGUUAGAGACAAGGCUUUGAUUUAAGACAAGUUGCCAUGUAACACUGACAUGUCCCUUUAGAGACAAGGGCUUUGAUUUAAAACGAGUUCACAUGGUAACAGUGACAUGUGACUCUAUCCUUUACUACUGGAAUUUGUUACAACCUAUUUAUUAAAAGUUUAAACUGAGAUCAAGAGUGGUUGUUACGGAACAAAAUGGUCACCCUGUGGUCAGAGCCAGUCUUAUCAUGUCACACCACACCUUAAAUUUAGUCUAAAUUUAGUAAAUGUCUCCCCCCCUCCCCAUCCCAUGUAUAUUAUUUGAUUGAAAAGAUGACUGUUGACAAAGACACCACUUUCUCACAUUUUAGUCAAAUAUAAGGUGGUGAAAAGAGUGAGCAAAGAUUGUCCCAGCAUUCAUACACCUCUAAUUUGUAGAUGAAAAUGCUUUUAAGCAUUAAAAGUUAAUUUAAAAACUGAUGAGCCUCUUACUAAGUUCUAAGAGAGCUAAUAAUCUAUCGACAUGUUGUAGGUCUAAAAAUACUGAUGUCCAUUUGAUCCAUUUCUUUUGAAGUAGUAAUAAUAAUAGAAGCGGAUUCUUGUUAUCAUGUAGUUGUAAGUGGUUGUGAGAUCUGUUUGGGUCAUGUAGCACAAACCAGUGGUCAGUAUAACAGCCAGUAGAAUGGUUAUGAUGAAGUACAGCAUCAAUGCCUGUGAAGAUGUCAUGGUGACCUUUACUGUAUCUUGUGAUGUUGAAGUAGUUUCUUCUGAAAAACAAGUACAUUAAAAUGAAUGUUAAAAAGUA
Actinia tenebrosa (Australian red waratah sea anemone) is the source of this 1789-nucleotide messenger RNA. Its product is annotated as cyclin-H-like. Gene Ontology annotation, molecular function: cyclin-dependent protein serine/threonine kinase regulator activity. Lineage: Eukaryota; Metazoa; Cnidaria; Anthozoa; Actiniaria; Actiniidae. Gene Ontology annotation, cellular component: transcription factor TFIIK complex. The record is from RefSeq and is a predicted model, not a curated record. Gene Ontology annotation, biological process: DNA-templated transcription; regulation of transcription by RNA polymerase II.